This is a messenger RNA of Macaca mulatta (Rhesus monkey), 1032 nucleotides long. RefSeq names its product transmembrane protein 219 (gene TMEM219). NCBI's taxonomy places the organism in Eukaryota, Metazoa, Chordata, Mammalia, Primates, Cercopithecidae. The record is from RefSeq and is a predicted model, not a curated record.
ACUGCGCAUGCGGACCCGUCCUUGGGGCGGGGCCGCGCGGGGAGGAGGGUCGGGUACGGAAGCGCGGAGCACGGACCCCGCCCCUUCGCGGCCCCGCGCGUGACGUCGCAGGGGGCGCCGGCCUCCGCCGGGCCCGGAGUGCAGGCUCUCCCCGGAGGCUCAGCCCCCUCUGCUCCCCAUGGGCAACUGCCAGGCAGGGCACAACCUGCACCUGUGUCUGGCCCACCACCCACCUCUGGUCUGUGCCACUUUGAUCCUGCUGCUCCUUGGCCUCUCCGGCCUGGGCCUUGGCAGCUUCCUCCUCACCCACAGGACUGGCCUGCGCAGCCCUGACAUCCCCCAGGACUGGGUCUCUUUUUUGAGAUCUUUUGGCCAGCUGACCCUGUGUCCCAGGAAUGGGACAGUCACAGGGAAGUGGCGAGGGUCUCACGUCGUGGGCUUACUGACCACCUUGAACUUCGGAGACAGUCCAGACAGGAACAAGACCCGGAUAUUCCAGGCGACGGUCUUGGGUAGUCAGAUGGGAUUGAAAGGAUCUUCUGCAGGACAACUGGUCCUUAUCACAGCCAGGGUGACCACAGAAAGGACUGCAGGAACCUGCCUGUAUUUUAGUGCUGUUCCAGGAAUCCUACCCUCCAGUCAGCCACCCAUAUCCUGCUCAGAGGAGGGGGCUGGAAAUGCCACCCUGAGCCCUAGAAUGGGUGAGGAGUGCGUUAGUGUCUGGAGCCACGAAGGCCUUGUGCUGACCAAGCUGCUGACCUCGGAGGAGCUGGCUCUGUGUGGCUCCAGGCUGCUGGUCUUGGGCUCCUUCCUGCUUCUCUUCUGUGGCCUUCUCUGCUGUGUCACUGCUAUGUGCUUCCACCCGCGCCGGGAGUCCCACUGGUCUAGAACCCGGCUCUGAGGGCACUGGCCUAGUUCCCGACUUGUUUCUCAGGUGUGAAUCAACUUCUUGGGCCUUGGCUCUGAGUUGGAAAAGGUUUUAGAAAAAGCGAAGAGCUGGAAUGUGGGGGAAAAUAAAAAGCUUUUUGCCCA